AUGGUGGGAUUUAUAAUUAAAAGAAUUAUGACAGAUAUCGUAAGACUAGCAAAAAUUCCUGUAAUCGCUAAAGGUGCUAAAAGACUGGUCUAUAAAGUUACUGUCGAUCAUUAUGCCGUAAGCUUUAUUUAGACAACUUAUUGUAUAACAUCUGCAUUCUUAGGUCUUUAUCUGUAUUAUGAAAAUAUUAAUGGAGAGUCAGCUGCUUUCAUGUGGAUCCUGCACUCACUGCUUCUUACUUGUAUACGGAUGUAUUCAGUAAAAACAGAAGAGUACCCGGAAUUGCAAAGAUUGAGACAAAUAGAAAAUACAAUUGAAAUUUUAACGAGGUAUAGAAAUGAGCAGAUCAGAAAUAAUCCAGAGCUUGCUGGAUGCCCAUCAUUUGAUGAGGUUUUUUCUCUUCCUCAUAUUCACAUGAAAGAGUCCGGAUACUGCUGCAUUUGUUUGGAUACAAUUGAUUUAAAAGAGACUAUAACAAAUAUUGGGUGCACUCACAAGUUUCAUUCAAAAUGCAUUGACGUGUGGAUCCUUAAUAAUCCAACUUGUCCUGUAUGCAAAAUAAGGGUUAACUUUGAAAAAAAAGCGAAGCCAAGUACUUAA
Molecule: messenger RNA, 600 nt
Organism: Blepharisma stoltei
Lineage: Eukaryota; Ciliophora; Heterotrichea; Heterotrichida; Blepharismidae
Source: the annotation of a GenBank genome assembly